This is a messenger RNA of Topomyia yanbarensis, 1211 nucleotides long. Its product is annotated as pupal cuticle protein Edg-78E-like. Gene Ontology annotation, cellular component: chitin-based extracellular matrix. The coding region runs from base 1 to 546 and encodes 181 amino acids. Gene Ontology annotation, molecular function: structural constituent of chitin-based larval cuticle. The record is from RefSeq and is a predicted model, not a curated record. The transcript is spliced from 2 exons. NCBI's taxonomy places the organism in Eukaryota, Metazoa, Arthropoda, Insecta, Diptera, Culicidae.
AUGGAUGCUCCCCGAAAGCAGUUAGCAACGAACGUCAAUCGCGGAAGUGCCCACGCUACCGACCAGAAAAUGUCGCCCUGUGAGAAAUUUGCCGCAUCUGCAAGCUACCCGUCUGAAAGUACAGAAAACCAAUCGAGAUUCUACUUUGCGCUUAUCGAAAUAACACAAACUACAACCCAUCUUCUCUCCCUUUCCCAGCUCGUCUCCCUGUCCGCUCUGGUAGUGCUGGCCGCGGCAGCACCAGCCGCCGACGAUGCCAGUGCGACCAUCCUUACGCAGGAGAACUCAAUCGAACCGGAUGGUAAGUUCGCGUGGAAAUUCUCCACCAGCAAUGGCAUUCAGGCGGAGGAAAGUGGCCAAGGAGGUCAAUCGGUGCAGGGGUCCGCCUCCUGGGUUGGUGAUGACGGUGUUCCCAUUGUGCUAACCUACACCGCCGACGAGAACGGUUACCAUCCGCAGGGAGUGCACCUGCCGACGCCGCCACCGAUUCCGGACUACAUUCUGCGGGCGCUGAAAUACAUCGAAGCUCACUCGCAAAAUAAUUAGGCGGGGACUGGUUGCGUGAAAGGCACCAGAUGUAUGAAAAUAUUGCGACAUUUCGAAAAAUACUCCAUCCAAUGAACGUACCUUAUCGGGGAAGCUACCAAGGAUACCACAGUCAUCACAUUUUAAUAAGUAAUGUAUAUUAAUGAUAUAUAGCAAUAAAACAGUAAAACGUGACAAUAAAAACUCUAAAAGUGGUUGUUUGUUAUUGUUUUGAUCGACCGGAAGGGUUCAUUAGCAUGCUCGUUUUCAUAAAUUAGUUAGAUAUUUGGCCAUUGCAGCAUUUUAACAAAACAAAUCUUUUGAUGGCAGGUCAGUUUUCGUUUUCAUUGACGAGUUUCCAUUUCCUGCCCUUACGUCCUCGAUUUACACGGUCAGCCUAAAACCUUUUCAAAUCUCAUUUGCGAUGUAGGAAACUACUUUCGACGUUCCGUUGACGUACCUGUGGUGGCUUCGAACGUGUCAAACGCAUCGUGUAAAUAGCAGUAAAUAACUUUGGUAACUCGUUGGACGAAAUAAAGUGUGUGAAUAUUGAUUUGAAUUUAAAUGUGAGUUCGGUUUCACAUAAAAUAGACAUCAUGCAGUGUUAUUAGGUGGAAUGAGAAAAUUAUUCAAGUUAUGUUAAUUAUUUCAUCUGCGGUGGCGUCGUGUUCAUGUUUACGAUAAUC